GCCCCCCUGCUCAAAAUUUGAAUGAUUAUUUACACCUUUUAAUGGAUUCAGCCAGACAAAACACAACGCCACCACUAUCCCGUUUCUCUGACAUACAACACACAUUACCAGCUCCACUACGCAGACAGUACGAGCUUUAGCUGUCAAGCUUCCAUGGACGACUAACUUCCUCACAGUAAGCCAAACUCAUUUAAAAGCACCUUUAAGUCGUCACUUUGAAUCCCCUCGCCACUUUCCAUGGCUGAAGUUCAUGUUCUCCCUUCUGACACUGGAAAUCCCUCUCAGUCGUUCGAUGACGGCAAACUUACCGUCUCCGUCGCCGUGACAUCUGCUCCAAAGAGUCGCAGAGACAGAGCCUCUCUGCACAAUGAGCAGGAUAAUAAUACUGGAAACGGUAGUGGUAACAGCAAUAGUGACCAGUUGUCUGUUUUAGCGCUUCUGUUAACGACAUUUAGGCGGUCUCUGGUUGCAUGCCGUGCUAAUCGUGAUGAAUGUACGAACAUGGAGAUUAGCUGGCCUACAAAUGUGAGGCAUGUGGCACAUGUAACGUUUGAUCGCUAUAAUGGCUUCCUAGGGCUGCCAGUCGAGUUCGAACUGGAGGUUCCUAGGAGAGUUCCCAGUGCCAGUGCAAGUGUCUUUGGGGUGUCAGCAGAAUCAAUGCAGUGUUGUUACGAUUCAAAAGGGAAUAGUGUGCCCACUAUUCUUUUGCUUAUGCAGGAACGAUUGUAUGCCCAAGGAGGUCUUAAGAUGGAAGGUAUAUUCCGCAUAAAUGCAGAGAAUACACAAGAGGAGCAUGUACGGGACCAGCUCAAUAAAGGGAUUGUGCCUGAUGACAUAGACGUACAUUGUCUGGCAGGUUUGAUAAAGGCAUGGUUCAGGGAGCUUCCUUCGGGCGUGCUGGACUCCCUCACACCUGAUCAAGUAUUACAGUGUAAUGCAGAGGAACAAUGUGUGGAACUGGUUAAGCUUCUACCUCCAACACAAGUAGCCCUCUUGGACUGGGCUAUCAAUCUAAUGACAGAUGUUGUACAAGAAGAACAGAACAACAAAAUGAAUGCACGGAAUAUUGCGAUGGUCUUUGCACCUAAUAUGACCCAGAUGUCUGAUCCCUUGACAGCUCUUAUGCAUGCUGUUCAAGUAAUGAACUUUCUUAAGACCUUAAUACUCAAAACAUUGAGGGAACGUGAGGAGGUGGCCAUAUGUGUUUUGACUACUCAUUGUUGCACAGAUCGUCCUGAUGAAGAUGGCUAUGAGAGCACAGGACAGACACUGGGAACUUGUGAUGUAAUGGAAAACACUGAUGAUGAUGAACAAAAUAGUGGGAGUGUUGAAUUUCCAGUGGAAUAUUAUUGCCGCAGCACUGAUGGUGAUUCAGUUGAUGAGAUUGAGGAAGAUUUCUUGAAUCAUUUUGGUGAGAAGGAUACCACAGAUGAAGAGGAUCUCUCUGGUGGCAGUGGAGUUGACAAUUUCAGUCCAAGCAGCAGUGCAAAUGAUGAAGUGAGAGAAACCAUUGGAGCAAGGAUGGUAGACGAUUUUAAUGAGGUUGAUGUUUAUCAAUUUAGGAAACAACCUAACAUGUUUCUCUCCGAAAGUGACCAGGACAGGGUAGAAUCAAGUGAUGAGGACUCUGAUAGCACUUCUGAAUUUGUGGACAAUGAAAAUAUGAAGAACAAUGCAGAAGAUCUCAGAGAAAAUAAGGAUCAUGCACAUUAUAUGGUUCAGGUUAGCCAGGCUGGAGUGAAGUCCAAAGGAGGAAGUGUUAUUAAUUCUAUCGAUCAGCAAACUGAGAGGGUGGAAGCAUGGUGAUAAAUUUCAUUUUGGUUUUUGUUAUUUUGUGAGAUAUCUGUUUCUCUAACCAUAAGAUUUUUAGGCGAUUCUUGGUUACUGAAGGUUUUCAAGACUUUUGAAUUUGCUCUAUGUGCUCUAACCAUUGGUUUUUUGGGUGAAUCUUGGUUAUAGAAGCUUUUCAAGGCUUUUGACUUCAUGGGUGAUUUGUUGACUUUGACUUCUAAGUUUGUUCAGUGUAGUUGUUCAUGGCCAAGGUUCUGAAUUUAUACCUGACAACUAUGUAAUCUUUGUAAAUUAUUCAAGGACAUUGCAAGUUUGGACCCAUUGGCUUCAUGUGGGUGCAAAGCUCUUUAGAUCUGUAAUGAUUUUCAGUCAGACAUCUUGUUUGGCUUAACUUAGAACAUGUCAAGUUAUGAUCUGCCAAUUUGUGAUUGUAAAACAAACAUUUCUUUGUGGAAGUAUAAUUUGAUUUACCUUUUUUCUCAAAGAAA
This is a messenger RNA of Cryptomeria japonica (Japanese cedar), 2279 nucleotides long. Its product is annotated as rho GTPase-activating protein 2. NCBI's taxonomy places the organism in Eukaryota, Viridiplantae, Streptophyta, Pinopsida, Cupressales, Cupressaceae. Bases 238 to 1806 code for a protein of 522 amino acids. Gene Ontology annotation, molecular function: GTPase activator activity. Gene Ontology annotation, biological process: signal transduction. The record is from RefSeq and is a predicted model, not a curated record. The transcript has 5 exons.